CCUUACCUACUAUUUCUACUCAAAUCUGAAUUCGAAUUGGUUUUUGUGAAACGAAACAGUGAAACAAAACAGUCGGUUUGGUGUGCUCACUCUGCGCGUGUAUCGUUGGUAUCGUCGUGUCGUCGUAGUCGUCAUCGUGUAUCUCUGAUGGACAUACACCGUUCAUAUACACUGUCACAAUAGCUAAAUGACAGCACCAUACGUACGAACGCAGACGUAUAGUUAGACAUAUCCAUACACACAAGAGUAUUUUUACUUCUACAAUCGUGCCAGUCUGCACCAUGUCAGUGUCAAAAAGAUUUUUUAGUCGACAACAGUCCGUUUCAACGUAAUCAUGUCGAGAUUUUAUGUUGAUGACAAGAAUAAAAAUAAAAACAAAAACAACUACAACAAGAAUUCUAGUUACAGUGUCAGUGGCAGUUGCAACAACAAUUUUUCGAAACGAAUAAUUUUUGAAAAUCCAUAAAUUAAGUUUUUCAAAAAAAAUACGGUGAUUAUGUGAUAAAUAAAACAAAAUAUAAAAUAUCUGACACAAACCUGCAAAGAUAAACGGUUUUUUUUGAGAACAAAAUAAUAGUAAUAUAAAAACAAAACAGUGCAAUCUCUAGUCAAAUAACGAAAUAUUUAAAAAAAUAAAUAUAAAUCUUAGUAAACAAGGAUACUUUGUGUGACAAUCUCAAGGAUCAAAUCUGUCAGUGAUAACAGUAUACGAAACAUACACAAGUGACUUCUAUUCCAAUAAGGCGAAUCUUUAAGAAGACUUUAAGAAGAAACAAAUUCCAUUCUACAAAUAUUUUUUCUGUGAUUUUUCUUUAAUAAAUAAAAUAAAAGUUUAAAUUUAAAUAAAAAUAAAAAAUAAAAAAAAAACAUAAAUCAAUCUCGGGACUUUUUUGAGGUUUAUUAAUAUUUUUUGUUUUUUAAUAUUUAUCUGAGGAAAAUACUUUCAAACCAAAUUAUCCUCCCGUUUGCCUCCCACACAAAACAUCAAAUACCCAUCUUAAUAUUUUUCACUCACUCGAUGCUUGAUGUUGGGCCCUCACUUCUCACCAGCACACCACACACAUAGUAUUUUGUGUUGUGAUUUAUUUAGUGUAACAAUUAACGCCCUCUGUUGAUUUGUUUUGUUGUCACCGCCAAAAAUAAUCCCAAAAGAAUUAAUUGAUAUUAUGUAUCUUCUUUUGGAUCGACAAACAAAAUAAAUAUACAACAAAAUAAAAACAGAAACGAACAAAACCAAACAAACAAGUGUGUUUAUUUUUAAGUGCGUGACUGUUAAUCGUUCAGUGUUUACAACAUGCCCUUUGCUAAUUAAUACACUAGUGAAUAAAUAUUCAAGAAAAAAAAACGUUUAAUUUCUUUUUCGAAAUAAAGUUUUUUUUGUUUUAAAUAAAAUUAAUUAAUUUCGCGCCACAUUCUAAAACACAUAAGAAUGAUGCUACACGAGGCUGUUAUGCUGGAGAUUUAUAGGCAGGCGUUGAAUGCAAGUGAGCUUGCCAGCCCACGAUGUCAGUCACGCGAUUCAACAGGAUCAACUGGUGGUGGUCGUUGUCAAUCAGAUGAUUCAAAUUGUUCAGGAAAUGGCAGUAAUACAGCACCGACACCCUCACCAAAUAGUCCACCCGUUGGACUGCCUCUACCGGCUACCCUUCCCCAGUCGGCUGCAGCUGCCCUGCUUCCACCUCAAUCUGCGGCAAUGGCUGCUUACUUAAAUGCUGCUGCAGCUGCAGCUCAACAAAAUCGUAUGCUUUUGAAUAAUCCCUUAGCUGGGUUGCAGUCUGCAUCAUCAGGACAAUCUCCAUCGCCUGGACUACCAACUCCAGAUGAUUCACCAGCUCUGGACUUUAGUACGAAACGAAGCCGUCGGGAUUCCGACGAUGCUGAUAGCGAUGCUAUGAAUUUGUCGAAUAAAUCAGAUGGCGGUGCAGAGACUCCUCCGCCUACGACCGAUGUCAAUUGUCCAUUGGAUUUGAGUGUAACCAGUAGAAAACGCUCAACUGAUGACGACGAACCUCUGAUUCCUAAGAAAAUGUCAAGACCCAACAAUGAUUACAAGAACAUUCCAACAGCUUGGGUGCCACCAAUCAAUCCAUAUCUAGCUGCUGUAGCUGCAGCUGGAAUGUCUCCCAAAGGCGUCUUGCCAAUGGAUUGGAAUGGAAAAAACAAAAUGGUGACGAACGAUGCUACCAAAGCCUUGGAGAAGAUGUCAGAAAUGACUCGGUUAGGUGGUUCUGAUGUUAUGGGUGAUAUGCGAUCACCUGCCCAGCCAAUUGGAAACUCUGGAGCAAGUGCGGGACGACAUAGCGCGUGGCAGUCACACUGGCUUAAUAAAGGUGCUGAUGCAGUCAAGGAUGUCUUCAAAUGCGUUUGGUGCAAGUUGAGCUUCCCCACUCUCGCUAGCCUGACGACUCACAUGAAAGAAACACAGCAUUGUGGUGUAAAUGUUCCUCCAUCCCAGCAGCCUAACCACCACGACCAGCACCAUCGUCAUCCUGUGGUUUCUUCUUCAAAUUCCUCAAACGUAACAAAUUCAUCAUCCUCCUCGAACAGCAAAUCAGAUUUGAAUCUACUGAUCAAAGAAACUAUGCCUCUUCCCAGAAAGCUGGUGCGUGGUCAGGAUGUCUGGCUGGGAAAAGGUGCAGAGCAGACACGUCAGAUUCUAAAAUGUAUGUGGUGUGGACAAAGCUUCCGCUCGCUAGCCGAAAUGACGAAUCACAUGCAACAGACACAGCAUUACACCAAUAUAAUCUCUCAGGAGCAGAUCAUAUCAUGGAAGUCUUCCGACGAAAAAGGAGGUGGAGGAGGUGGAAGUUCCACACCUAAUCCCGGACCGCCUCCGGUAGGGCCUCCACCUUCAAUGGUUGGCCCUCCACAAAGUCCUCAAGGUGGAGGUGGUCCUCCAUCACCAGCGAAUAGUACAGUUUCUGCUGUCCUUACAUGCAAGGUCUGCGAUCAGGCCUUCUCAUCGCUCAAAGAUCUCAGCAAUCACAUGAUCAAGAAUGCCCAUUACAAGGAGCACAUCAUGCGUUCCAUUACUGAAACUGGAGGUCGCCGCAGGCAGACUCGAGAAAAACGAAAGAAAUCUCUUCCGGUGAGAAAGCUUCUUGAGCUAGAACGAGCUGCCGGUCAGCAAGACUACAAGACUAACGAUCAUUUCAAGUCAGUUUCGACGAAGAUAACUUGUGAAAAAUGCGGCGACAAGAUCGAAACGGCCCUCUUCGUCGAUCACAUUAGGCAGUGCGUUGGUGGAGCAAUUGCCAAUGCAUCUCCAAGAAGCAUGAAGAACAGCAUCAUUCCUCCGGACGGUUGUCUUACGAGUCCCCCAACACCAGGAAGUCGUGAUGGCCUGAAGAGUACUUCCCCAGCUUCGACAUCCUCGACUCACAGACAUAUCUCACCCCAUUUGCCAUCACCUACUCCAAAGGACCUAAGUGAGAAGACUUCUUCGUCACCAUCGGUCUUAAAUGCCAUCGAGCAGUUAAUCGAAAAGAGCUUCGACACAAGAUCAUCUCGUCAUGGUGCCACAUCCUAUAACCAAAAUAACUCCGGUACUCCACUGGGAGCGAGUAUUCUCAAAAGGCUGGGAAUUGACGAAACAGUUGACUACACGAAGCCACUAAUCGAUGCCCAGACUAUGGGUUUGCUGAGAUCAUAUCACCAGCAUCAACAAUCGCAAUAUGGCGGACGACGUGAGAGAAGUGGCUCCGAGUCAAGUUCAAUAUCCGAACGCGGCAGCAGUCGCAUGGAGUCGCUCACACCCGAGAGGAAGCCAAUCCUACCUCCUUCACCACCACGUCAAACCCCGGAUAAGAUUCUUCGAUCACCCAAUCCAGAUGGAGAUGAGAAAGAGUUCAGGGUGAAGACCGAACCAAACGACGAAGAGGAACGAGAAGAAGAGCCCGAACGACAUUCCAAGAUCUCGGUGAGGAAGGAGUUCAACAUAGAACGACCGCCUCCAGAAACCGGAGGUGAACUGGAUCUUCGCAAAAAUCGCACGCCCAGCAGUUCGGCCGCACCAAGUCCUGUUCCUACCAGUCCAUCGUCCAGUGAUCGCUCAUCAGCUGGAUGCACAGAAAAGAAGCUUCCAGGCAGUAGUUUGACAGCCCUCUCAUCGAUGUUUGACAGCUUAAAUUCCCAUGUAGCAACAUCGUCAGCCAAUGACAUUCCGUCGGCAGCGGGAAAGAAAGCCUCCUCCGCAAAUCCCUUGGCAGCACUUCAAAAACUCUGCGAGAAGACGGAAAAUCCUCCUUCGACCAGUACUCGUCUAAAUUCAACAAAUUCCAACCACCAUCCAAACGGCGGUGGUAGUUUGACAAAUUCCGGCACACCCAGUGGAAUGGUGGCUUUCAGUUGGGCUUGCAAUGACGCUGUCAUCACAUCCGACUCCGUUAUCAAAUGCGCUUUCUGUGAUACACCAUUUUGUUCAAAAGGCGCCUACCGCCAUCAUCUGUCAAAGGUGCACUUCGUCAAAGACGACGCCAGCAUGGAACCUCUUCUCCAAUCCAGCAAAGCUCACAUGAGUGGUUCGUCAUCGUCAACAUCAUCGUCGGCAGUAUCGUCUGCGGCACCACCAUCACCAAAGUCUAGGAGUCCGGCUUCAGCAACAGCACCACCAUCACUUCCCCCACCACCGCCAACAGCUCAAUCACCGGCGGCAUCUGCAGCCGACGAGAGUGUCCAGUCCAAGUUCCUCAAAUACACCGAAUUGGCCAAGCAAUUGUCAUCCAAAUACGUCUGACAGUCAAAAGGUAAAUAUGACGCAUACCGCCAUAACUAAGAACAGGCUUGUAGACAAGGCAAUCCCCCUUGAUCUUUUUCCGCCCGCCAUUUAAAUUCGAUUGACACUCAUGUCAAAUCAAAUGCGACAGACAAAAUACAAAUUAAAAAAAAAAAAAACAAGAUUGCAUGCUAAAAAUAAAGAGUGCACUGUGCAUUUUGUUUCCUUCUCCUCUUUGCUCAUCGAUUUGUCAUUAAAAACAAAACAACUUAAAUUGAUAUCAAAACGUGGGCAACCAAAAGAAAAACAAAGAGAACCACACAAAAAUAAAACACCAUCAUUAUUCUCCCACUCCUGUCUUAUUCCUUCGCAUUGUCAGGUUUAAUGUUAUUUUUGUGUUAUCUAUAGUGUCACUUCGCUCAUUCCAGUCCAAUGGAAAGCGAAAUGCAAUUGGCGAGAAAUCUAAGAGCAGAAAAGGAGGGCGGUCGGAUUCCUUUGGUUUUUUUUGCUUGCAUUUUUGUUUUGUUUUGUUUGGGUUUACGGCAAAUGAAGAGAACGUAGGAGGAGAGAGAUAACUCUCUUUUAAAUUUAUGUGUUUGUGUGUGUGUGUAGGAGGAGUGAUGAGAUGACUAUUGGAAACCCAUAAAACCAGUAUUUAUGAGAUUUUUGUAUUGUUUUUUACGAGACGAUAAAAAUACUCAAAUUCAUUUGAAUGAAUUUUGGCUUGACUCGUUCUUAAGUACUCGUAACUCAAUUGCAGGUUUUCGAAGAUAAGAGAGAUUAGAGUGCAAUACAUGAAAUAAGAGCAGGUGCAUUUAAUUUUCGCUGAGUUUUUUACUCAUGACUUGGAGUAAUUUAAGCAAAAUUUGAGUUUUAUUCCAACUCCAUUUUUUAUGAAAUAACAUUUUAAAAAUCAACUUUUUGCGAAAAAUUAUUGAAAAAUAAAAUUCUGCUGAAUAACGAUAAUAUUCCUAUCCGCAUUAAAAAAAGAAGAAAACAAAAAAAUACAUUUUUACUGCAUUGGACAUCAAAUUUGUUAUUUCUGGAUACCAAUUCACAUUUGGUGAGGUCGAAAGAUGCUUAAAAGUUCUUGAAAAUAUUGAUUUCAACUUAAUAUCUUUUGUGAAACAUUUAUUUAUCUUAAUGCAAUUAUCCACACAAUAUUACACACAGUCUCUGAAAGAUUCUCCUCCUUUUAUGCGAUAAUUUCAAGUGAGUUUUGAGAUUACGAUCGCAUUGUUAAGUAGUUACAUGUGAAUUUGUCAACAACCUUUACUUCUUAACACUAAUUACUAAAGCUGAACUUUCUUCUUUUUCCAAUCCGAGAAAGAAGAACUUGAGAUCAUAAGAAAAAAUUUAAUAUCUUGUAUCUUGAUUUAAGAUCUUGUGAAACUAUUUCAAAUCUUUACAACAAAAAACAAAACGUGAUUAUUAUGAUUUAAUAAAAUUCAAAUAAGUAUUAAAAAUCCUAAGAAAAAAGUAAAUUAAAUUAAAAAUGCAUGUUAUGUAAAAUAAUAAAUAGGAAUACAUUUUAUGUAUAAAUAUAUAAAAUUCUACUUUUCAUAAAUGAAUCUCAAGAAUUGUAAAUAAUUAAAAAAAAAACACAAGAGAAUAUAAAAAUAAUACUAAAGUGAAAAAUUAAAUAAGUAACAUGAUAAACUCCUAAAAGCGAAAUCAAAAAAUAAUAUUUAGACCUUAAUUAUUGCAUAAAUUAUUUAAGAUUAAAUAUAAAACAACAGGCAUCUAUUACCUAUUCCUAUACGAAAAUUAACAAACAAAUAACCUACAAAAAAUGUAUACGUAAUUUAUAAAUAAAAAAAGUAUUUAAAUAUAUAAAAAUAUUUCA
Eupeodes corollae is the source of this 6560-nucleotide messenger RNA. It is a transcript of the gene tio, whose product is annotated as protein tiptop. The record is from RefSeq and is a predicted model, not a curated record. NCBI's taxonomy places the organism in Eukaryota, Metazoa, Arthropoda, Insecta, Diptera, Syrphidae. Bases 1430 to 4735 code for a protein of 1101 amino acids. The transcript has 2 exons. Gene Ontology annotation, cellular component: nucleus. Gene Ontology annotation, biological process: regulation of transcription by RNA polymerase II. Gene Ontology annotation, molecular function: DNA binding; DNA-binding transcription factor activity, RNA polymerase II-specific.